Rosa rugosa (rugosa rose) is the source of this 2602-nucleotide messenger RNA. RefSeq names its product ferric reduction oxidase 7, chloroplastic-like. The record is from RefSeq and is a predicted model, not a curated record. Bases 155 to 2383 code for a protein of 742 amino acids. NCBI's taxonomy places the organism in Eukaryota, Viridiplantae, Streptophyta, Magnoliopsida, Rosales, Rosaceae. The transcript has 9 exons. Gene Ontology annotation, molecular function: oxidoreductase activity. Gene Ontology annotation, cellular component: plasma membrane.
UCAGAUAUCCCAGUUUAACUAACCUGGUCUCAGGAAUUAGUUACAGGGUUUGAAAUACAGGUAUGGCUAAAGUCCCAUAUGAAAGGCGUGCUCACAACCCGGGAAACAUGUUUAAAGAAUCACCUCAGCCUCCUCCUGCUGAUUCUGUGUCCCAAUGGCCGUGGACGAUUUACACUCUGCGCUUAUUUCCAAUGGCGCCGGAGGUUAUGCCAAGCAGAGCCAGCAGAGGAGCUUCCUUUUUUCACUGGCCAAAUGGGUUCUCAAAUCUGCAAUGUGGGUCAUAUUCGUUGCCUGGAUUGUCCUCUUCUUCAUUAUACCUUCCGACUUCGGCUCCACUUUCUAUGCUGAUUGGGUUGCUGCCACCGAUGGGACUCUGUUUGGAGAGACUGGGAGUGUGUUGAUGUUAUACAGUGCUCCGAUUAUCGCUAUUGCUUUUCUUGCUGUUCCCUAUAUCAUCUUUUUCGAGGAAGAUGAAGAAGAGUAUCAAGAGAAGAAGAAGGCGAAGUUCAGCCUAUGGACCUUUCCUGUUCUGGUGGAUGGACCACUUGGAGUUGUUUCUGCCGCUGAAAUGAUUGGCAUUAUUCUCUUUAUUGUGUUUGUUCUCUCGGCGCUGUAUUUUUACACUGUAGCCAACUUUGAGAUGUUACCUGACUAUGGUGAUGAUUUGACCGCAGGAGAGAAAAGGGUUUUUAUGUUGCAAAUGUCGGCUUAUUGCUUUGGUUUGAUAGUCUUAUCUUGCUUGGCAUUCCUGUUUCUCCCAAUUGCAAGGGGAUCAAUUCUUCUCCGCCUUAUUGAUAUACCAUUCGAGCAUGCGACCAGAUAUCAUGUAUGGUUGGGGAAUCUCAUAUUCUUCCUUGUUACUAUGCAUGGACUCUGCUAUAUGAUUGUGUGGGCGAUACGAGGCAUCAUUCCAUCUGAAGUAGUAGAGUGGAAAAGUGAUGGUGGUGCAAACUUGGCGGGAAUUAUUUGCUAUGGAAUCUUUCUGUUGAUUUGGGUGACAACACUUCCUCCUGUGAGAAAGCGAUAUUUUGAGCUUUUUUACUAUACCCAUCAACUCUAUGUUUUGUUUGUCAUCUUCUUGGCCUUGCAUAUUGGUGGCGUCAAUUUCAGCCAAGCUGCUGGAGGAAUAUUUCUUUUUAUGCUGGAUCGCUUUCUAAGGUUCUGCCAAUCACGAAAGACUGUCAACAUAGUUUCAGCGACAUGCUUUCCAUGUGGAACUGUCAAGUUGGUGCUUCCAAAACCUGCAAACUUGCACUACAAUGCGCUUGGUUUCAUCUUUCUUCAAGUGAAGAGUAUAUCUUCACUGCAAUGGCAUCCUUUCAGCGUCUCAUCCAGUCCUCAGAAUGGUAAAUAUCAUCUUGAAGUCCUCAUAAAGACCGCUGGGGAAUGGACCACAAAGCUAAGGGAAACAGUCUCCAAGACUUCUGCAGAGGACUCAGAUAUACAGCUUCCACACACUCCUGCUCAUCAGAUUAUGGCUUCUGUUGAGGGGCCUUAUGGCCAUGAAUCACCAUACUACUUGAGGUAUGAAAAACUUGUCUUGGUAGCAGGAGGCAGUGGGAUCUCACCAUUCUUAGCUAUCUUGAGUGAUAUUCUCCAUCGAAUUAAGAUGAACAAACCUUGUCUACCGCAACAUGUGUUGCUUGUUUGGGCUAUCAAAACGUCAAAUGAGCUCUCUCUUCUUUCCACAGUUGACAUGGGGUCUAUGGAUUUUUCUGAUAGAUUGAAUAUUGAAAUCCAGGCCUAUGUCACACGUGAAUCCGAAUGUCCAGUGGAAGAUGGUAGAUUUUACAACGCUCCUAGUGCUUCUGUUUUCUCCGUCUCCAGGGAAGCGACCAUGUCAGUUUUGACUGGCACAGGAAACAAGAUAUGGGCCGGAACUUAUGUUAUUGCAUCUACAAUUGGGUUUGUUAUUGUUUUGAGCUUGUUAGACGUAUUCUACAUAAACCCUUACAGCAUAGACGCUUGGUGGUAUUUAGGGCUUCUUUAUGUGAUAUGUAUGGUUGCAAGUGUUCUUAUAUUUGGAGGUCUCACAAUUGGAUUAUGGCAUCUUUGGGAAAGAAAAACCUCAUUCCAGGAGAGUUUGGAAAAUGGGAAUACUGAAAUAGUGCUGAGUAAUGGAAGACCGACAGACAUGAAUGAAUACCAGAAAACUCUGAUCAGUGCAGCCACAGUUCGGUAUGGCCGCAGACCAGACUUCUCAGAAAUUUUCGGAUCUUUACCAGAACAUUCGGCUCAAGUUGAUGUUGGCGUCUUCGUGUGUGGUCCCACAACUCUACAGUCCAGUGUUGCUAAAGAAUGUAGGUCACAGAAUCUAGGAGGAAGAAGAAGAAAAUGGAACAGCCCAAUAUUCCAUUACAACAGCCAUAGUUUUGAUUUGUAGGGUCAUCAUCAAAAUGUGUUCUUUUGACACUGUUUUGGUAGUUUCCUCUUAAAGUUUCCUAUUUUAGGAUAAUUGAACACUUGAAUCAGCUGAUAUAUAAGUUUCCUAUUAAUAUUGAAGCAGGAUUUUUGUAGAAAAUAUUCAAGCUGGAUUGAUCACUACUUAUCUUGUAAACGUCAGUGACAUAUAUAAGAUUUUGUCCUUCCAACUUGUUUCAGA